AUGUCCUGUCCCAGAUGUAUACAGGGCUUCAUUUUACCCGGUGAGCCUACCGGUACCAUCCAACCCGAUUUCCACUAUGCCUACCUCGCGCCAGCGCCGAAUGGGGAGCCUUCGAAGCGCGCUGUACUUCUCUUCACGGAUGUUUUUGGGUUGCUCCUACAGAAUCCCAAAAUAAUGGCGGACACUAUGGCGAAGGAGUUGGGGUGCGAUGUUUGGGUGCCGGACUACUUCAGGGGCAGGCCCCCUAUGUCCCUAACCUCGAUGACCCCUGAUCGUGCUGGGGUCAAAAUGACGUUGUGGGACUGGGUCAAGUUUGCAGGGAUCGCAUUUCGAAACCUUCCUGCGCUUAUUGCUUCACGGCCUGCCGUGGUUGACAAGCGUCUCGCUUCUGUGAACUCUUUCUUUGCGCUUUUGAAAGAGAAGAAAAUAUAUGAGAAAAUAGGUGCUGUUGGGUAUUGCUUCGGUGGCGCGACCGCCGCACGCAUGGGAAGCAACAAUUAUCUAAACAGUAUUGUUAUCGCCCACCCGGCGCCUAUCAGCGAUAGUGUUCUCAAAUCUAUUUCGAUACCUACGGCAUGGGCCUGUGCGGAAGAUGAUAUGUUCUUUCCUGAAAUGAAACGCAACAAAGCGGAAGCAGUGUUCGCAGCAAGAAAAGACACAGAUACGUUCGUGGAUUAUGAGUUCAAGGUCUACAAAGGUGUGCAAUUGUUGGCGUUGGUGGUUCUGAGGUUAUCUCAAAUGGUGAUUAUAGGAACGGCUCAUGGCUUCGCUUCUCGGCCCAACCUGGAGCUCCCAGAAAUAAAGGCUGCUCAUGAGCAGGCCUUGGAACAGACUAUUGCGUGGUUCCAGAAGACGUUAAUUCUAUCGGAGCCUGUUCAAGAAAUUACGGAGGGUUGA
Molecule: messenger RNA, 897 nt
Organism: Laccaria bicolor S238N-H82
Lineage: Eukaryota; Fungi; Basidiomycota; Agaricomycetes; Agaricales; Hydnangiaceae
Product: dienelactone hydrolase endo-1,3,1,4-beta-D-glucanase
Exons: 5
Coding region: 1-897 (298 amino acids)
Molecular function (GO): hydrolase activity
Source: RefSeq, a predicted model, not a curated record